Molecule: messenger RNA, 1632 nt
Organism: Antechinus flavipes (yellow-footed antechinus)
Lineage: Eukaryota; Metazoa; Chordata; Mammalia; Dasyuromorphia; Dasyuridae
Product: transmembrane protease serine 11B-like protein
Exons: 9
Coding region: 1-1200 (399 amino acids)
Biological process (GO): proteolysis
Molecular function (GO): serine-type endopeptidase activity
Source: RefSeq, a predicted model, not a curated record
AUGGCCAAGAUGAAGAUGAGAACACAAGAUCCAGGGAGUAAAGAGCUGAGUGAUUUGAUUCUUCCAAAUGUACACAUUUUAGAAGUUGAAGCAACAUCAAUAGCAGCAGAAGCAGGGCAGAAAAUGGUGGUGCGAAUCCUUACUAAUUUCAGCUCUGUGGAUAUUAAAAUGGGACCCAGAACAAAGAAGAAAGCUUUCCCUAUAGUUGCAGCUUUCCGAAGAGCAUCUCUGCCAUUAUGGAUGAUUGCCCUUAUUGUGUUUGGAGUGGUGGCAGUCUUGGGAGUUACAAUCGGUCUCCUUGUUCAUUUUCUAGCAGUUGAAAAUAAAACCUACUACUAUCAAGGGAAUUUUAAAGUAAAAGGUAUUCCAUAUAAUAGCAAUUAUGAAAAAGAGACUUCUGAAGAAACUGCAGCUCUGAGCAAAAUGAUUGAGACUUGGAUGAUUGAUGAAUUUCAAGCUUCUAGCAUACACAAUCAUUAUAUCAACUCUCAAGUCAUCAAAUUGUCCCCAAGCUCUGAUGGUGUGACAGUAGAUAUUUGGCUCAUGUUUAAGUCUCCCCUGGGAAAGAAAGCUAAUAUAAGAAGAAAAAUUGGAAGUAUCUUAUAUCAUGUGCUAAAGAAUAACACUGCAUCCUUAACUUCAGAUCCCUCUUCUCUUAAGCUCACAGAAAUCAGUAAAGUCCAUGCUGAAAAUACAGUCAACAAAUGCUGUGGAAGGAGAGCAAAAAUGUCGUCUGCAUAUGACAGAAUUAAAGGAGGAUCUGCAGCUCAGGAAGGGGAAUGGCCAUGGCAAGCUAGCCUCAAGGUCAAUGACAGACACUAUUGUGGGGCAACUUUGAUUAGCAACAGAUGGCUGGUGACUGCAGCUCAUUGCUUUAAAGAGCACAAAAAUAUAUCAGAAUGGACUGUCAGCUUUGGAACUGUGGUAAAACCUCCCUACAUGAAGAACAGAAUAAAAGAUUUUAUUGUUCAUGAAAAAUACAACCCACGUGCCCAUCAUGAUGACAUAGCUGUUGUGCUUCUUGCUGAACCAGUCCCUUUCACAAACAAUGUGCACCGGGUUUGUCUUCCAGAAGUUACCCAGAACUUUUCACCAGGUUCUGAUGUUGUUGUGACAGGAUGGGGAGCUCUUUCAAAAGAUGGUAUAUGUUUCAACAAUAAUUUGUAUUUUCACAUCUGGGAUAAAAUUCAAUUUAAUUGAAUUUAACAAACAUUUAUAUUGUUCAUAGAGUCAACAUACUUUCCUAGCUUUGGGGGAUACACAGAUAAAUAACAAUACAGCCCCUAUUCUCAAGACACUUAGGAGCUGACAGGGAAAACCUCUGGGCCCACAUGUGAGAAAACCAAAGUUCUCUACUAUGCUCCAAUCCCCAGGGAAGAACAAUCCCAGAGCAUCUCUAGUUGACUGAUGUAGAUAAUGUUGUCCCUAAGAAAUCCAAAUGGUCCUGAAACCUUCCAGGUCAACAAUCUAGGACCUGAAUCACUAUUCUGCAGUCUGAUUAAGGUGGGCUUGAGUCUAGUUAAAUUUCCUUCUCCAACCCCCUCCCCAAUAAUUAAUCAUGAUUUCUCUCUCUGUGCCUGUCUGCCUCUGUUUCUAUCUUUUCCUCCUCUCCUUCUUCCUUCCUUCCCUCCC